This is a messenger RNA of Leucoraja erinaceus (little skate), 2280 nucleotides long. RefSeq lists its product as uncharacterized. NCBI's taxonomy places the organism in Eukaryota, Metazoa, Chordata, Chondrichthyes, Rajiformes, Rajidae. The transcript has 2 exons. The record is from RefSeq and is a predicted model, not a curated record. Bases 1 to 2280 code for a protein of 759 amino acids.
AUGACAGAAGAAUCAGGAAAUCUGCCCUAUUCUCCACAUAAUUUGAUUCGGUUUGAUGACACCACCAUGCUGAGCGACCCUCAUGAUCUCAAGGAUGAAGAUACAAAUGUGUCAAAGUCAGAAGUUUAUUCCAGAAAUCUUGUGAGCUUGUCGCCCACCCUCAGACCUUACUUAAGUAAGGGAAAUUUAAUGGAAUCAAAUGAAACCAUGGUUUUCUACGAUACAUCAAAUAUGCGGGCAGAGAAUGAAUUAUCUGAUAAAAGUGUCAUCGAAACAAAGACUUCAACAAACUCCAAAAUCUCUCUCUCUGAGACAGACUUGCUCUUGUGUAAAGGAUCCGUGCUAAGCCAUGACAAUUUAAGUGUGCCAAAACCGAGUUUUGGUCUGGGAAAUGAAUUCCAGACUCCAACUGUGCCCAGUGUUGGUCGCGGAGACUUGAUCAAGUUGAAUGAAACCAUGACGCUGGCAAAUGUAACAUUUGAGGCAUUAAAACAUGAAACCAGCUUUGGAAAUUAUCUCUCGGCUUCCAUCUUGUCGGAUUCCAAGAUGUCCCUGAAUGUCCAAGAUGACGUGCAAUUAAAUGGAACUAUGACGGUAUUUGAUCAUAAUGCAACAUUUGAAAAGUCAAAGCAUGAAGACUUUCUUGGUCAUGAUGGCAAAGCGACUGCCUCGAUGAGUUGCAAGUUGGCUCUAUCCACAAUCACAGAGCUUCAAGUGGCUGAAAUCGUGGCAGGGAAUGACUGUAAAGAUGCUACCUUUGAUACAUCAAAGCAAGACUAUAAUUUGGGAAAUGAACCCAACAAUGCCAUUUGCUUGUUGCCUCCAUCUAUUGGAAAUAAAGUGGAAUUAAAUAGUACCAUAAGUCUGGAACAUAAAAAUGCAACGUUUGAUACUUCAAAGCAUGAGAGUAAUUUGAGUAAUGACUGCAGCAAGACCACUCCCUUGUUGUCUCCAUCACCAGGUGAAAAAGUGCAAUUAAAUGAAACCAUGAUUGUGCACCAAAAAAAAGUGACGCUUGAUGUAUGGCAGCUUGAGAGCUGCGUUGGAGGUAAUGUCAGUGACAUCACUGCCUCGUCACACUGCAGGCUUACAAGUCAAGUGGUGCAGUUAAAUGGAAGCAUGACUGCGACCAAUUCUGAGGUUGAGAGAUUUGAGUCAUCAAAAGAUGGCAGCGGCUUGGAAGUGAAACUAACGGGCAAAACUACCAACUUGUCCAGUUGCACGCCGCCGCUAUCUUCAAGAGAGUUGGAUGGUCUCGUACCACUGAGCAAAUGUGAGGGUAGCACUUUAAUUUCUGCAGCAGAGCUGCGGGGAAUCCAGUCUAACAGUGACAGUAGUACCUCAAACAAUACAAAUACUGCGGGGAAUUUGGGAAAAGAUGAUGCAGCGUGUCCUGUAAAAUGUGAAGGCAACCAGGACAAUGCUGGGAACAUCAACAGUUCCAGAGGACCUCCAGACCUGGUCAAAAAUCCACAUUUGGGAAAUUCCAUGCACAAUGAGGAACUUGAUGCAGUGAAUUCAGAAUGGGCUCCAGGCUGCAUGUCGACCCCAAAUAUUGCAGUGAAGUAUAGUUUUAUUGAAAAUCCUCCAUUUGACUCCUCCUUCCAGACCUCGUCCUCCACCCUUCAGAAUGACACCCAUGUUGCAGUUGGUGAUUGUUCAGAUAAAAAAGCUCCCAAGGGUGACUCGAGUUCAGGAUCUAACGAGAACAAACCUAAGUCUUCCAGUAGCAAAAGUAGCAAAGCCAUAAAUGCACCACUACUUGAUAAUCAGUUGCGAGAAUCCAAAGCAGUAACUGCAGGUUCCUCCAAACCUGUUUCCAACCUUCCUAUAACCAGAAGGAAAAAUGGCAACCCAGGAGCGACGUCUGUGGAAUAUAAAUAUAGUGGUGAAAAGAAGUCGAUACCUUUAUCUACUAGAACCUCUAGACCAAGUUGUUCUUCGAUGGGUAGAGGAGGAAGGCCUCCGAUACAACCACCUAACCUUUCGAAGAAGUCCCUUCCAAAGCCUCGUCUAGUCCCAGGAAGGCCAAGUAGUGUUGUUGGGACAGGGCAAAGUUCACCCAGUAACCAACUUCCAUCAUGCCAGACUACAGUCAACACCAAAAUACCUGUGAAAACAGAGCAUAAAGUUAUCAGCAAGAUACCUGGAUUUAAGAACAAAUCUCACCAUGCAACUUCAGAGGAACCUACCCAGGACCAAAAAUCUGAAUUUGAACUUGCUCAACUCUCGGUUCGUGCUGUAAAUGUAGAGGAGGGUAAACUAAAGUGCUUGGGCUAA